Thermochaetoides thermophila DSM 1495 is the source of this 1188-nucleotide messenger RNA. RefSeq lists its product as uncharacterized. The record is from RefSeq and is a predicted model, not a curated record. NCBI's taxonomy places the organism in Eukaryota, Fungi, Ascomycota, Sordariomycetes, Sordariales, Chaetomiaceae. The transcript is spliced from 3 exons. Bases 1 to 1188 code for a protein of 395 amino acids.
AUGGCCAUCACUCGCAUUCCCGAAACCUCAGACGAGGAGCAUCAUGAGGAGCACACGCAAUACGCGCACCUCCAACCCAGCCAAAGCCUUGACCAUCACAACUCACACCAUCACUCGCUCUCCAAUGCCUCAACCGCCACAGUCGACAUCGAGGCAUGGACCAUCGCUGCUCUCGAGUCGCUGAACAUUGCACCAGUCGCUCGUGGAAUUGGAAAUGCGCUGUCUAUCCCUCUCGACGAACAAGCCCCCCACCGCUCGGCAGCGGACCAUGACCCCGGCGCCACGCCCCAGAUGAAGUUGCGUGGUGUUAAGUUUGGUGAUGAUGAUGAUGCGUAUGGUGCGAGCAUUACCCCGCCUCGCCGGCCCCCGUCCCGUCGCGACAGCCUCCGGAAGCGUGAGGCGUUGCUGAAGGGGAAAGAAGGUAGCCGCCAGAGGAGGCGGUGGGAGAAUGACCACCUCAUUGGUGUCCCCAACGCUCAACCACCCCUCCCCUGUGACUGGGAAAUCCGCCCGACUUAUCCCAUCCUCCCUCCCGUGCCCUACCAGCUAGCGCAGUACUGGGAUAACAAGGCCCGCAGCGCCCCAACAACAAGGUCCAAAUCCAGCCGUGGUGACAAGAGCGAGACACAGUCUACCGUAGGUCACGUCCCGCGCGACCUGCGUGCCACGGCUAAGCGCACGCCGGCUGUGAAGUCCUGGUUACGUGUGCUCGAGGAGCCGGUGAGGCAGUUUGUUGUUGAAAGGGGGUUGUUGGCUGCUAGUGUGAAGGAGAAAAUUGUCUCGAAUGAUAAUAAGCGGCCGUCGGAUGAGUCGGAAGGGGGAGACGAGGAUGAGAUUGUGUUUAAGGGACGGCGUGAGCUGAGGCGUGGUAGUGCUGGCGCUAGUGUUCAUGAGGGGUCAUCGAAGUUGACGCAGCAGCAGGGAGCUUUGUCAUCGGAGCAGGGAGUAGGGCACCAGCUGGUUGAGAAUGGGAUGGUGCUGGAGACGGAGGAUGAUGCUAGCGGGGCUUUCAAGCGCUGGCUUACGCACUCAAUCUCGGAUUACUACGGCCUUGAUUCCAAGUCCAUCACAGUCGGCAACCCUGCGCGCCGGAUCGUGUACAUCGGCAUCAAACAGAAGCAGAGUCCACGCCGCAAGCCCCCGGCCAGUCGGCCUGUUCUUCCGCCCCCGUUGUGGGAAAUGUUCUAA